AUGAAUAAUUUUAUUAAACGAUCGAUCAGUAUUCAAAACAAGGAAUGGAAUUUAGUUACUCAAAUGAAGUUAAUGAAUAACAAUAAGCAAUUUAAGAAAGCACUUCGAUUAUUCGAUGAACAGACGAGUGAUGACAAGAAUAUGAAGAAAAUAUCCAGUUUAGUCUUUACACAAGUUUUGAAAUCAUGUGCUGGAUUACCGGAUUUUCAGCGUGGAAUAACGAUUCAUCGUAUUGUUUCAAAUCGAUUGGACAAAGAUUCGUAUUUGUUAACAUCUCUAAUACACUUCUACAUGCAAUGUAAUCAAGUAACGAAAGCUGAAGAGUUAUUUCGAAUGUCAAAGGAGAAGACUUUACCCAUGUUCGGUUCCCUUAUGAAGGGUUAUCUCACAAAUCAUCAAGCAAGUAAAGUUAUUGAAUUAUAUGAUCAAAUUGAACAUCCUGAUGAAACAAUAUAUGUUCUCGCAUUGAAUGCAUGCGCUCAGCUAAAAACCGAGCAAGCAUUAGCACUAACAAAACGAAUUUUUCACAAUAUUCAAGAUAAACUUCAAUCAAGUUCUUAUCUUUCAACAUCGUUGCUGGAUGCAUUAGCCAAGUGUGGCGAUAUAGCAGAAGCAGAAAGAUUAUUUCAGUCAUUAGAAAAGAAGAUCUUACCGAUGUAUGGUGCCUUGAUGAAAGGAUAUAUCGAGAAUCAAAUGGAACAAAAAGCUGUUGAACUUUUCAAAGAGAUCGACAACCCAAGUGACAGCGUUUUGAAUCUGUUCUUUAACGCAUGUGCUCAAUUGAAGACGGACGAAGUGUUGACUGUGAUUAAGAAAUAUUUGAAAGAGAAUUCAAAAUUACUCAGUUCAGAUUUUCGUGUUUUAACAUCAUUGCUGGAUGCAUUGGUUAAAUGUAGAGAUCUAAAUUAUGCGGAGAAUUUAUUUAAUCGGUUAUCAAAGAAAACUUCAUCAAUGUAUAAAGUUAUGAUUAAUGCGUAUCUAAAAGAGAAUGACUCGUUUAAAAUAUUAAAUUUAUUUUCUGAUAUGAAAUUGAAUCAUAUUGAAAUUGAUCAUAUCAUUUGGACUUCUAUCGUAAGCGGUGUAGCUCAUAUUGGCGAUUCUGAAUUGUCCCAAUCAAUUGCUGCACAAAUCCCUGAAUCUUGCUUGAUUGAUGGUCAAAUACAUAAUACAUUGAUUCAUAUGUGGGGAAAGAGUGGUUGUGUUGAGCAAGCAGAGGAAAUUUUCAAAAAACUUUCUCAACCAAGUACUAUUGGAUAUGCAGCAAUGAUUAAUGCUUAUGGUUUAAAUGGAAAAGGUUCACAAGCAAUUGAACUCUAUGAACAAAUUCCUGAUAGAUUCAUCAACGAAGUCACUUAUAUUUGUAUUUUGAAUGCAUGCUCGCAUAGUGGACUUGUUGAUAAAGCUGUCUCGAUUUUUGAGAAAAUUGAAAUGAAAACCGAGAGAAUAUAUACGGUUAUGAUUGAUUGUCUAAGUCGAUCGUUUUUUCACAUGGAAGCUCAACAAUUAAUCAAUGAAUAUGAAUCGUCUAAUUUACCUUCGGCACCUAUGUAUUUGGCAUUGUUGUCGGGUGUUCGAAACGCAAAAAAUCAUCAUUUAUCGCAAGAAAUUUUCAAUCGUAUGAGAAAGAUUUUCCCUCAAUUAUCAGAUCCGAUAACAUCAGCUGCGAUUCUUCUUGCUAACGUUUAUGGAUCCGUUGGUGAUUUCGAGAAAGUAUCAGACAUUAGAGAUGAGCUAAAUCGAUCCGGUAUGAAGAAAAAAAUUGGUCUCACAUGGACUGUCAUCGAUGGAAAUAUUUACAAAUUUCGAGCACAUGAUCAAUCUCAUCAUCGAUCUAGAGAAAUUUAUAAUGAAAUUGAAAAUAUCUCAAAUGAACUUGUACAACACGGGCACCAGUACAAUGCUAGUUGGAUCACACGACCAAUUAAUCAAGAUGAAACAGUUGCAUCAGUACUUUGCGGACAUAGCGAGAGACUUGCAAUCGCUUGGAACUUUGUUUUAAAACCAAAUACGUCGCGUAUUCAAUUAACGGAAAAUCUGCGCAUAUGUGGAGAUUGUCACAACGCAAUAAAACUCAUUGCUAAGAUUCGUCAAUGCGAAAUUGUUGCGCGUGAUACAAAUAGAAUUCAUCAUUUUUUCAAAAAUGGCCAAUGCUCAUGCAGUGACUUCUUCUGA
Molecule: messenger RNA, 2172 nt
Organism: Adineta ricciae
Lineage: Eukaryota; Metazoa; Rotifera; Eurotatoria; Adinetida; Adinetidae
Source: the annotation of a GenBank genome assembly